Molecule: messenger RNA, 1798 nt
Organism: Lindgomyces ingoldianus
Lineage: Eukaryota; Fungi; Ascomycota; Dothideomycetes; Pleosporales; Lindgomycetaceae
Exons: 3
Coding region: 228-1697 (489 amino acids)
Source: RefSeq, a predicted model, not a curated record
ACACAACUCAUGUGUUGGUCUGGCUGGCGCGAUUAUAUAUCCCGUUGAUCUCCUCGUUAAUGUUCUUUUUGAUGGCUGCUAACGACAGCCUGUUAAUAUAACAGUGCCUUUUCCUCUCCCCUCUGCGUGUGGAGUUCUUUGUUGCGGCUGAGAUAGCUAACCUAGGUCUGUCGACGCACCAACUGCUUUCCAGCCUGCCUUCGUUCUGCAGGUAAUUGUAGAGCAUCAUGCCUCCGUUGCAAGGAGAGGUGUCUCUGUUGACACUCUUCGCCGAUAUUCAUUACUACUUUAGCCCACCCUCCAGCAGCCCCCCGCACCAUCGCUUUGAUAAGGGUUCCUAUGUCUACCUGUACCACAAUCCUCUACAUCAGAGGGGAAGGGUAGAGAUUGCAAACCAUGCUGGAACGCCACAUCAGGACGCUUUUGCUGGCAACCUAGAUACUGUCAAGAUAGAACAGACCUACAAGCAUCCUUGCCUAUUCACUAUCACGAUCGAUACCUUUCGGAGCAAGGGAGGAAGCGCGGCGUCGAGUCCGCAGCAAGACAUGUCUCAGUGGCACCUCCCCGCGCACGAUCCAAGAAACGAGGGGAAAUACAUGUACCGGUUGCAUACCGUGGAUAUCUAUUUCUGGACGCCCGACGAUGCUACCAUGUUUCUCGACUCUCUGAGGAGAUUUACUCAACCACACCAGCUCGCUAUUGUGGCCAACCCGACUCCUGCUCACUCGGAACACAAGUCGGACAUGCUGAAUCCUGUAGUCGCAAAGCUGGAGAAGGCAGCUAUAUCACAUUCAAGUCGAAGCCCAAGUAUCAGUACAACGCAAUCGUUCCCAGGUCCUCCGACGGCUCCUGCACCUACGUCCAGCCCUCCGGUUGCGGAUGCAUCUGUCAACUACACGCCAAUGGCCUAUAACCCCGCGGCGCCGGCUGCCCCCGAACCCGUGGCCCAUCGUGAGAAGACACCGCCUCCACCCGACGCCGCUGACGGUACGGGGCUGGGCACAGCAGCCAUGAACGAUCAACAUGCUUCACAGUAUGGGAAUCCGCUGCAAAGCUCUUUUGCACCGCAGUCGACAGCUGGCCAGCCGUAUAUCCCUGGACCUCCAUCACGAACGCAAACAUUCUCAGGCCCGCCCACACCUGGCAUCCAGCGGACGAAUACAACUGGUUCUCUCCCGCCUCCACCGCCGCAGAGUCCUCCUCAAGCACAACAGUAUCCUCAGUCUUUUGCACCCCCGCCAACUGCCCCUCCACCAAGCCAAUAUGACCAGAACGGUCCACCUCAGCCUGGCAUACAGCGACACUCCACGAUGCCUGUACCUCAGUACGCAAAUUACCCCCAUUCGCCUGGUUAUCCUCCUGUCCAGUCUCCCGGGGUUCCUGGAACGGCCGGACACCCGAUGCCAUCGCCGGGCUACGCUCCACAGCCGUACCAACCUCUUGCUUCUCCUGGACAUCCGCCACCAGGCGGCUAUACACAGUAUAAGUACGGAAGCACGACGCAACAGGCACCAGGGACAGAUCCAUAUAAUCCCAUGCACCAGCAAUUGUACAAGCCCACUGAGGACGAAGCCAGCGUUGCUGCGCACGGCGGGGAGCCUCCACAGGGGCAACGCAACUCGAACAUCGGGAAGCGAGCAGAGAAAGUGGAGAAGGGCGUUGGCCGCUUUUUGAAGAAGCUCGAUAAGAAGUUUUAAAAUUCUUUGUCUAUACACACUGUCGCAAAUAUGUAACUUAAAAUGCCGCCUUGGAAUUCGGAGGGACGGUCAUGGAUUAAUGAAAGAACUAUUGUAGCUCG